Messenger RNA from Rasamsonia emersonii CBS 393.64, 1176 nucleotides. RefSeq lists its product as uncharacterized. NCBI's taxonomy places the organism in Eukaryota, Fungi, Ascomycota, Eurotiomycetes, Eurotiales, Trichocomaceae. The transcript is spliced from 2 exons. The record is from RefSeq and is a predicted model, not a curated record. The coding region runs from base 1 to 1176 and encodes 391 amino acids.
AUGGCCGCAGCGGCCACUGAGCAGCCAUCAUCCAAUGGCGCCAAGACGAAUAUCUCCUCGCUUCUGGACAGUAUUACGAACUCAUCUAGUGUUCCUGAUUUUACUCCAACUGCGCGGAAUUCCCAAAGCGAGCAGCAGCGGCAGCAACGGUGUUCAGAAGGGCGAGAACGAGAACAAGAAGAACAGCUCUUCUUCACUCCGGGACGAUGUCGUGAAGAAACUCGUGGAGCUCCGAGUCUACCUCGACCGGGGGUGAGACCGCUAGAAGGAAGGCUCAAAUACCAGAUUGACAAAGUGGUCAAAGCGGCUGAGGACGCUGAGCGGUCCCAGCGGGCGGCUGAAGCAGCGAAGAAGGCCAAGGACAAGAAGAAGAAAAAGAAGAAGACGAAAGCGCAGGUGUCGUCGGAUCAGUCAGGAAGUGACGACAACGACGACAGGGAAGAGGAGGAGGUAUCUGAUUUUGCUAGCGACGAGCAGUCUGAUGGCGAGGAAGUGAGCGAUGAGGAGGAAGAAGAUGAGGAGGAGGAUGAGGACGAGGAAGAAGAGAUCGACGAAAUGGCAUACAGGCCCAACAUCUCCGCAUUCACGAAAGGAAUGCAGGCAGAGGCCGAAAAGCAAAAAGCAUCAAAGGAGGCGAAGAAGUCCACUUCAUCUGACGGUAUUUAUCGUCCGCCCAAGAUCAAGCCGACCGCCCUCCCCACAACCGAUAGUGAACGCAAGGAGAAGGAAGAACGCCGACCCAAGAAAUCCAGCGUCAUCGACGAAUUCGUCACGACGGAGAUGUCGUCCGCACCUGUUGCGGAACCCAGCAUUGGAAGCACGAUUCAGCGCGGUGGCCGACAUGUGUUGACACAGAAAGAGCGGGAGGAAGAGAAGGAACGGCGUGAGUACGAGGAAAUGAACCUAGUGCGACUGCCAAAGGAGAGUAAGAAAGAGCGGGCGAAAAAACGGCGUCGGGAGGGUACCUUUGGUGGUGAGGAAUUCCGCCUGCUGGGCGAAAGUGCAGAUCGCAUCGAGAGACUGACCCGGCGCGCGGGCGGGAGCAGUCGCAGCAGCGUGCUGGAGAAGAGUCGCAAGCGGAAACACACCGAGGAUGGUCCCCGCGACGACGGAACGGCCAUCGGGCAGAUCUUUGAGAAACGGCGGAAGAAGAUUGAGAGCUGGAAGAAGAAGUGA